AUGAAGCUUUUACCGUCCGUCGUGCUUGCCGCGGCUGUUGCCCAACAUUGUGAAGUAUGCGAAAGUAGUAAAGAUUGUGGCGAAAAUAUGAUGUGCGCAACUUACGAAAAGGAAGGCGAAGGCGAAUCUCGAUGCGUUUGCAAGGAAUCUAAGUCCGGUGUCUACGGUAAUCUUGAUGGAAUUAACUCCAACUGCGAGGCUUUCUGCAAGUUCCCAUGGACAAGGCGAUGUCUCGAAGAACAGGAAUCUGUGUAUGACGUUUGCUGGUGGGAAGAUACUGAAGAAUCUGGCGACGGGUCUGGUGAAGGAUCUGGCUCCGGCGACGGCUCUGGAGAAGGAUCCGGCGAAGGAUCUGGCGAUCCAUACAUCGAAUUUUGCGAUGCUGAGGACGAACUCAAGUGCAUUGAUAAGCUCGGUGAGCUCUCAACAUGCUUCUACGAUCACAACGGCCGAACUCGAUGCGUUUGUGACGAAGGCGCUUACUACUCGAAGAGAGAUGAUGAGUGUGUCGCUAUCUUGGACGAAUGUUCUGUCGAUGCUGAUUGCGAGGAUGGCAUGGUCUGCGAAGAGACCGAAUUCAAGGGUCAGUACAUGAACAAGUGCAUGUGUACUGAAGGCUUUGGAAUGUCCGAAAUGGGCUCUUGUGAGCCACUUUGUGGAUGGGGAGAAGGCUCCGGAGGCGGUUCCGGGGACGGUUCCGGUGACGGCCCCGAAGAGCCGGAGGAUCCAACAGUGCCAGAGGUUGAUCAGAAGAAGAAAUGGAAGGGCAAGUGGGAAAAGAAGAAGCGAGGCCGACGAUCCGCACGGAAAGGAAAGCCCGAUGUUUGGGACGAUGACUAUGAAGUCUGCCACUCCAAUGCCACCUGCAUCACCGAGGGCAUUGAUUUCCCAGAGUGCGUUUGCAACGAGGGAUUCUACGGUAACGGAGAGAAGUGCGAAUCGAUCGAAGAGUCGUGCGAUGAUAAGUGUAUCGACCGAUAUUCUGAGUUCCAUCAGUGCGUUGUCUCCACUGACGGUAACCAAUUCUCGUGCGAGUGCAUUGAUGGCUACGUCGUCGGCUCCGAUCCAAAAUCGUGCAUCCCUGCUCCAACUGUCUGCGAACUCUCCGAAGACUGCUACGCGCCAUACCUCGCUUACAACCUCACUGAAAUCGAGGCUGCCGAGCGAGUUAUGUGCGUUGGUGAUCAAGAUGGAGAAACUUCUAUCUGCGGCUGUACCCUCGAUUUCCCAUACAUCGACCAAGAGGGUCUCUGCGUUGAUGAGCGUGAGGAUCCAGAAGAUCCAGAAAUCCCAACUUGUGAGACCAAAAAAUGCAAGGAGGGCGCCAUCUGUGUCGAAGAAUCUGGUGAGCCCGAGUGCGUCUGUGACGAAGCAAACGGAUAUGUUGGUAAUGGCGGCCGAUGCUGGUUGGACGAAGGCAUCUGCGGCGUCGACAGCUUUGGUUCCUGUGGCCACAAGUACGCUGACUUUCCAGUUGGAUUCAAGGAGUCCUGCGCUCCUGACAUCGACGCCGUCAACCCAGUCUCUUUCAACACCGUCUGUAUGCCAGCUGAAGGCUCUGACAACAAGCGAGAUGGCUGCUGCGAGUGCGCACCCGGUUUUAUCGACGCCAACGGCGACCCUACCGAUGGUUGUGAAGAAGAAGCUCUCGGAUGCGAGUACAACGCGGACUUCUGCCACGAAGAUGCCACCUGCGAAGACCUUGACACCGAUCUCAUCGACGCUUCUGAGACCGAUAUUGACCCGACUUUCCUCAAGCAAGGAUUCAUGUGCGUCUGCAAUGAUGGCUUCUUCGGAAAAGGAUAUGGCCGCAAAGGCUGCCGGGAAAAAGUCGGCGGUGGCGAUCACUGCGAGAAGUGGGGCUACAGAUGCGGAGAAAACGCCGUGUGCACUGAGAUUGAAAGAAAGCCCUUCAUUGAUUGCUCUUGCCAGGAAGGCUUCGAAGGUCUUCCACCAAACUGCGUCGCCGUCGCUCCAAGCCUCUCUGUUCAAGCAAUAGAAGAUGGUGCCAGCACUUGCGAUCAGCUAGACACUUCUCAAUGGUUUCUCUUGACUUCCAAGAAGCCCGACUUCCGACUUUCAGCCGCCGGUGACGAGACUUCUUACACCCUUGACAUCACUAACGGAGCUUACAAUUACAAGACCCCUAUGCUCAACGGAAAAGCCUACUCUGGUCUCAUUGAGUUUGGCGCCUACGGAUGUGGGGCGGAUUUCAUCCAAGCUUUUGCUAAGGGACAAAUUCAAGCUCGAGUUAUCGACACUGUUUCCUUCACUGACAAAGACGGCAACGAAAUUGAUUCACUUUACGAAGUCGUUGAAGUAACCGGAUACUACGUUUCCCAGGCAGGAAAUGACAAAAAAUCCAAGGCCUAUGUCCAGUUUACGAAGAAAUACGAUUCUCUCGGACAGCACAUGGGUUACACAACAACUGAGCUCGCUGACAUGAGGAACAGACAACUCAAUGUUCUUGAGCGAAACCAGGAGUGGAAGAGCCGAAACGGAUGGGUUUACGUCAAGCCUAAUGCUGAUACCGUCCAGCUCCAGCUCACCUCCGACUUGCCAGUUUUCAACACUGUCGACCCUGCCAAGUGCUUUACUCCAGAUCGAAUUCGAUUCUUCCUCUACGCCGAGGAACAGCCUGAUGGCAAGCUCUCUCCAAUGGUCUUUAAAAACGCUAAUGACACCAGUGUCUCCGUCGUUGAUUGCUUCUACCAGAGCAAGAUGAACUUCGAAGACUACGAAUGUGAUAACAAAAAAACUGAGUGCGAAUACGACGAAAUCCUUGAAGAAGAACACUGUAUGGACGUCAACCAGACCCUCUUUGAAGCACUUUUCGAAGCUACCGAUGAGAUCAACGAUAAGAGCUGUAUCACUGCUUAA
Messenger RNA from Oikopleura dioica, 2880 nucleotides. The record is from the annotation of a GenBank genome assembly. NCBI's taxonomy places the organism in Eukaryota, Metazoa, Chordata, Appendicularia, Copelata, Oikopleuridae.